AUGUUCUACCUGAUCCAGUGGAGAUUUAUUCUUCAAAAAUGUACGCUGAGACCAAUAAGCAAGAUUAGUAUCAAAGAGCAGUAUGAUUUGAUUGUAAACCUAAAAGUGCAUUACAAAUGGUUCUACAAAUUCGCAGUAAGAAAAAUGGAGCUUAUAACCAAUAUAAAUUGCCACAAGAUAAAAGAAGUGCUGCUUAGGAUAAACAAGGAACUGACAUCUCUCUGUGCUACAAAAGUGGGCAAGUCAUACAGAAAGCAUAGUAACGUUCCCCCACCAUUAGUUAAUAAACAUCAACUUGACGUUAUCACGAAGUACAACAGAAUAAGUCGCAGGUACGACGUUUGA
Messenger RNA from Acanthoscelides obtectus, 345 nucleotides. The record is from the annotation of a GenBank genome assembly. Lineage: Eukaryota; Metazoa; Arthropoda; Insecta; Coleoptera; Chrysomelidae.